Molecule: messenger RNA, 7081 nt
Organism: Dermacentor silvarum
Lineage: Eukaryota; Metazoa; Arthropoda; Arachnida; Ixodida; Ixodidae
Product: cholinephosphotransferase 1-like
Exons: 10
Coding region: 1144-2508 (454 amino acids)
Biological process (GO): phosphatidylethanolamine biosynthetic process
Cellular component (GO): Golgi apparatus; endoplasmic reticulum membrane
Molecular function (GO): diacylglycerol cholinephosphotransferase activity; ethanolaminephosphotransferase activity
Source: RefSeq, a predicted model, not a curated record
CGUUUGUGAAAACUGUGUUAAAUUUUCCCUGACGAGUCGUAUCCUCUUUGUACCUGUUACGAUAUGCCAUCCUCGGAGCGUGUUGACGUUUGACAUCAGCAGAUUAUGUUAGAAGCUCGGUGAGGAGAUUGUGUGGCGAGUCGUGACCAUCAUAUGAUGGUAAAGGCUUUCGUUCAUCAUGCGGCAUUCUGUAGCUGACAAGAUUAUGUCGCCCCUUGGUACGUCAUGCCGUUUUUGUUAGUUGACAGCGUUGGGAGUUGCUCGGAGUAUAUUUCGUACAUGUUUAUAAUGUUGGUUGCAACGCGGGAAGAAUCAUCUAUGCUUUUGUUUCCGGGCUACUGCGCGCGAAAUCUCUCACAUGCGAGAUACAUGGGAGCCUUAGCCCGGCCGGCGCUUCUUUGCACCAGAAGUUGGCAUAAUAUGCGAGAAAACAUUGUUCUAGAUUUCAGCUACUCAGAAGCUAGGCCAGCAUAAGAGUGUGCCGAUGAUCAUGGGAAAAUCCAGCAAGUUCGUAAAAACACUCAUGCUUUUGGCGAAGCAUCAAAGGAAAACGGGUCGCGAACGUAACACCUGUAAAUGCUAAUGUGGCUCUCGAAAUUUAGAGCGCUGUGUUUGCCAAACUCGCUUGCGUGUUUCGAUCAUCAAGGCCGAUGUUUUGGAGAACGGAACACUGAACGAACGGCCUUGAAGGUGUGCUUGUUUUUCCUAUCGCGGCAGCCAAGUCUCGCUUCAGGCGUUGCGUAGUGUUUUGAAAAAUCUUCCGCGCACGGGGGUGGGGGGGUGUCACGGUUUGGCUAGCUUCGCCGCCGCGCAGAACCCAGAGAGGAGGAGCUUUCUGUCGCUGCAGACUCCUCUCUCCGCCGUAACGAUAGUCACAUGCGCGUGCACGUGAGCUGACGAAAUGCAGAACGCGGUGCCUUUCCUUGAUAAAUACGAUAACUCGCGUUGUGUCAGAACUUGGACACAGACAACGUGACCGUGAGCUGAUAGAUAGUUACGACCUCCCCUCCUUCCUGCCACUCACUUUGUGGACCUGCUGGAGCGUUAACGGGCGGAUGUGGAGCUGAUAUCUCGGGCGUCCGUUCGAUAAGCCAGAAGGACCUGUCGCGUGCGUUGCCCGGCAGCGACGCAGUCGGAUUCAACAUGCAUCUGGGUAAAACGACGAAGACACGAGAGAACUUUGGCGGUUGGGUGCUGCCCGUUGAACAGAUGGACAAUCUUAAAAAGAAGCCAUAUAUGUAUAAUGCAAGUGCAGGCUCGGUUUUAGAGCUUCUAUUUCUCCAGAGGUUUUGGGUGUGGUGUGUCCAGUUUGUGCCUGCAAGGAUAGCACCGUGUGUUCUCACAUGUUCAGGACUUCUAAUAAAUGUGUGUUGCUGCUUACUUCUGCUAAGCUACAGCACUGAUCUGCGCUCAGAGGCGCCAUGGUGGACCUUUGUGCUGUGUGCAUUGUCUUUGUUCCUGUACCAACUGCUGGACGCUUUAGAUGGCAAACAGGCCAUCAAGGUGCAGAAUACCGCCCUGGAGGAAGUUUAUGACCAUGGUUGUGAUGCCCUGUCUACUUUCUUUGUCACUACAUCUGUUUCCAUUGCCAUGCAACUGGGGGAUUCUCCUGCGCUCCUGGUCACUUUCUUUUUCCUAUCUGCGCUGGCAUUCUAUUCAACCCACUGGCAGGACUAUGUGACUCAUGUAAUGGUCUUUGGCAAGAUGGACGUUUCCGAGUGUCAGUGUUCCAUGAUGGUUGUGCACCUUUUAACAGCUAUCUAUGGCCAAAAUAUGUGGAUGCAGAACGUGUUUUACGGUGUUCAGCUACGCGAGGUCAUGGUGUUUUUGUCUUAUUGCUGCCUGGUCUUUGCGACAUUAGGCAACAUCCGCAUUGUCCUUGGUGGCAAGACUCCUCUUGAUGGUCUUGUCAAGAUUCCUCGCCGUACGGAGCACACGUUGUACCCUCUGGCUGCCAUUCUGAGCCUGUCUGCGUGUCUGUGGGCUACCUUUAAGGCUGGUCUCAUGAUACCCCACCCUGUGAUGUUCCUGGUCACAUAUGGCUUUGCUUUUGCAAAGAUCACCAUCAGGCUAGUGCUGACAACGGUGUCCGACGGAGAAUUGGACCUUUGGGACAGCAGCCUGGUGGCACCACUGUUCCUCUGCCUGAAUGCUUUACUCAGUGCGACGCCCCUUUCACUGCCCAUCUCUUCAGCGCUCAUGUGCGCUAUGGUGUACAGUGUGAUGGACUUUGCUCGUUACUUCACCUACGCUAGCUGGGACAUGCGGGAUGCAUUGGACGUGUGGAUAUUUUCUCUCAAGUACCCUGUUGGAGACCCACGAUGUCGUAAUGGCAAUAACGGCGUGUACCUGACGGGCCUCAACAACGAUGAGAUGCUUAAGAAGGCACGCUCUGAAGCAUCUGCCAGUGCUGGGGCAGCGUCGUCCGCUAGCACAAAGCAGAAGAAUGGCAAGCUGAGGCUACGGAAGUAUCUUGGCCGUAGCAUGGGCAAGGAGUGCCUCAACUGAUCAACUGAAAGUGGCCAUAGUGUACAGAAGUUGAUGUUGAGAUAUGGGCAGGAAUAAUGUAACGAUUCGAUUUGAGUGCUAGUCCUUUUUAUGUUUUGUCACUGGUUCAGGCGUCACUCCACCAACAUAUCACCGGGGUCAGCCGGUCGUGAGUGAUUGAUGAUUAUGAAUAGAAGCGAGUGAAAGGAAUCCUUACAUUAUACUGUCCCUGGAUCUGAACAAUGACUGCUUCGGUUGCAUGCAAUAGCCUGGAGAGUUGUGCAAGGGGAUGCAUAGAAGUUUUAAUUUUGCUGAAAGAAAGGAAUUGUAUGAGAAUGGUUGUUUGUGCCAGUCUUGUAACGCUUAAUAUUAUGGCACUUAUGUAAAUAGUUACGAUAAUGAAUAUAUAGUCUUAUUUGCACACAAAAGGGAGAACUUGGGAAGGACUGCAGAACAGGAGAUUGGCUGCAGAUGCCUUAUCUGCAAACAUUAAGGAUGCAAAGUGGAAGAGAGGGAGGAAAGUUAAUGUAACUCAUUUGAAUGAAGUCUCAUUUCAUCCGCAUUUCAACUCAUUUGAAUGAAGUGUCUGAAAGGGCAGAUGCACAUUUCAUAGUAUAGUUGCAAUCAAUUUGCCCAGCCAACCCUGGUUAAACUGCAGCUAGCAGAUUUUAAUUAUUUGCCUUAACUUUAGAAGUGUUCAUAAUACUUAACUGAAGCAAAAUUGGAAGUGUAGGGAAAACUUCCAUGAUGAGAAUCCGCUAUUGCAGAAAUGUGGCAUGAAGGCUUGUUUUUCAAGUUUUGUGGAAUGAAGCAUCUCAUAGAGCAAUGCCAACAAAUUUUUACACGCGUUUUUCUUUCCUUCUGGUUGUUUGUGGGGGUGGGUUUUUGGCCACCUAAAGAUAAAGCGUGCGAUCAAAAUUUUAGAGAGAUCAAAGUACAAGAAAGGUUAAAUCAAACAAACGUUUUGGCCUCCCUUGAGUUAGACGAGCAAAGCAUCAGUUUAAAUAUCGUCCACAUGCAUAAGAAGACAUCAACCACGAAAGUUACUUGGAUUACUAUUUGUGAGCAAGGUUGCCAUGCGAGAGCUGAAAUGUUAAUCCUACAAACUCUGUUGUGGUGGGCGUACUUUUCUUGUUUGUUUAUUCUUCAGGAGAUUGUAAUUCUACGGAAACGGGAAACUCGACAGAUUGCCAACUCCAGUGAAGUGGAUUUUAAUGUAGAGCAGCACAUGCUUUUGCCAUCUGCUAAGUGCUUGCACAUUAGAUUUUAAUUAUCAGGUCUUUGACCUGUUAUUUACGUCAGGGACUAACCACGUGCCACCAAUGGCAUUUGUUUCGCUACCUUGUUAAAUUUUGCAAGAGAACAGGCAGGCCACCUAAUUUGGUAAUGUUCUUAUGCACACACCAUUGUUGUCAUUAUUAAGUUUCAUUUUUAAUGCUUUUGCUUUUUACAAAUUGUUUCUCAGCUGGGGAGCUGGUCUUGCGGAAAAAUAAAAGUUUGUGUUCAAAGUAGCAAGAUGAUGGCAUCAUCAUGGUAUGUGAUACAAGUAUGUACUAUUAUGCUACAGGUUUGGGAACCCACUGCCUUCAAGAACUUUUUUGUUGAGCAAAUCAAAGGCAUGUUGAUGUGUGUGUCUCUAGUGUUAGUAGCAUUAUUAGAAUUGUGCGCUUUGUUACCACAGGAAUAGCAGCAUAGAUUUGGAAGGUGUUUGCUGAAUGUAUAAGACUGUACAUUUCACUUUUAAAUUUCCGUUCCAAUGACUGCCAGUGUGCCAGUACAGCUUCUGAAGACUACCUGCUUAUUGCACCAAAGCAGUCUGUUUAAAGGGUUGUCAAAGGCAAAGCAUGUCAUAACAAGCAUAACGGGGCGAUUACUGCUCCAGAAUAUCCGAAGUUACCAUGUUUAUCACUGCCUUUUUAAGUUAGAAAGUGAUGUAAAAGUAGGGCAAGGUUGACAAAAUCAUUGCGAAAAUGUGGCUUAAGAUUUUGAAAUGCCAGCACUAAUAUUAUAUGGCACUAUUGUGAAAUACACCAGCUCCUUUCUGGUGGUGUCCUUUUAUGUGGUAAAUAGCUGUUAACUGCUGGUUAAUGGCAACCAUAGGAUAGUUACAUUUCAUUUCACUGUGAAAGGAAAUCUAGUCUGGCUAACCUUAUAAAAUUUCCCUUUGGAAAAAUUUGCUGAUGUUAUUUCUUCGCACUGCUCUGCUGUUGCUACUUGCACGAGUUUGGCGUCCUCUUUGUGCAGCCCCGUGAAUCACCGAGGUAGUAUUGCUCAGCAGUGCAUGAUCUUUGACAUGGGCGAUGCCACUUGCACACAACUUGCUGUUCUCUCUGGUGACAUGCUUUGACCUUUGCGUCAACUAAGUCAUCUCUUGGUCCAAAAGAAAUGAUGAGAUUUUAUGUAUUGUUGUUGAUCAAUCGAUUUAAGAGAAUGUUUGCCUUUGGUAACCCUUUAGUGUGAACUCAUAUCGACUUGGCUGAUAUGGGAUGUGAUACGUGAUGUGUGUAGGGCAUAUGUGAGACUUGAUGCAUGGCACGUGAUGGAAGCCACAUUUGGGGCAGUAAUCAAAUGGACUGCGGUUUGUACCUGUGAUGCUAGUCUGCGAUGUGCAGCAAAGGUUGUUGGCGAUUGUGUGGCAAGGCGCAUGCAGCGCGCGGUGAGGUUUGGCCGAAACUCUCGAACAUUGCUCAUACAACAAUUUAGGGUUACGGAAACAGCUUAGUUGCAUUUGCUAGUCAAUUUUAUGAUGCAGCACAGAGUAGUGUGUUCUUCGCAUGAAGUUUCUACAAAUUGUGUUCUUUUCAUGCCAACAAUUUUUCUUUAAAUCUGUUUCCGCUGUGGUCUGGUUGUUGGGAGCCAGUUUUAUUUCUCGUAGGAAGACAGCUAAGACUUCCUUCUUUUAGACUGGUACAUUUUUGCAGGUGCAUGCUGCAUUAUAUUUAGUUGCAACCGCACAAAUGUGGCUACAGUGAGGCUGAAGUUCAUUAUUAUAAGGAACUUUAGCAGCAGCCACAGAGCAUUUGAUUAGUGCAAAUAUUGUAGUCUUAAAGGAACUACAUAUUCUCUUGAAUGCUUAAAACGAGGGCAUCAUGAUGCCCUUGCAGCUGAAUUUUUUUUUUUUUUUCUGUAUUAGUUAUAGCAAUAUUUUUUUGUACAUUAUGUUUGUGCUCUGCAGUGGUGCACAAUUCAAAGUAUGAUGAAUGACCAAAAAAUUCAAAUCAAAUUGUGUACUCUGUGCUAUCUUGAAUUUUAUGUUGUGGCUGUUGCAACUUUUUUUCUAAUCAGCAGUUCGAUGGUUUCUGUUGCUUGACUUGUUUAUGUUUAGCUCACUUCUUGUCCAGUUUUAUUUUACAUAAAUUUUUAAGUUUUGUGUCUACCUGUUUUAAGUGAGUUUUGCUUACUUUUCAUACUUUUUUUUUAGAUCUUCAUUGUGCACAUUGCUCACUUUGGUUGUUUGUAGCCUCAUGUUGUCUUUGUCAAUAUGCUCUGAAUAAAGAUGGAGACGGAUAUAUUUGGCAGCAGGAGGUGCCAAGGUUUGUGUUAGAGCCAAUCCUGCUGAAUUUUAAAAUCAACUCUUGCUGCUAUGUGCUCAGUGCCAGGUGAUAAUGACUGGUGAUAUUGAGAGUACCUGAACUUGGCUUGCUUUCUUAGUGCACAAGUUGCAGGCAAAAGUAGUGCAGUCUGUAUCAGCAAUACUUCAGAUGAAAGUGCGCACAUGCUUAAUUUCUACUUAUGGUAUGUAUUAAUUUGCUGUGCAAGCACAGCAGAAGUGUAUAUUUACAUUUAAAGGAGAAUUAUAGCAUAAUGGAGAUGUAAAAGCUUAGACAUACUGUAAUAGCGGAAGAUGUGUGGAGAGGAGCGGCAGCACUAAUGGCAAUAUCUUUGGAUGCAAUGACUAGCCAUAACGUUCUAGAAUCAUUCUUGUCCUCCAAAGCUGUUUCUUCAAGGUUGAAGGUAUACGAAAGUACCCUUCUUAUGAUUGCACCUAGCUAGUCAUUCCAAAUAAGUUCUGGAUUUCAAAACAGCGCCACAAGAUUUCACUGUUGGCACUGCUGCCCACAUCUACACCUGGUAUGCACCUGUCUAUGCUGAAAUUCUCUCAUCUUUUCGCACAAUCCACGAAGUGUCAUUUGUACAGGACAUGACCAAUCUUUCCCGAGCAUGGCAUUACUUCUGGCACUUGCGAUGUACAAAAUUUGAAUGCCAGAAGUUUCAAUAGCAAACUAAAUCGAGAAAUUGCCAAAAAUGCUCGAAUUCAGAUCAAGGUCAGGGUUCACCAUUGAAAAACUAAUUGGUGUAAUGUUGGUGAGUUAUUCAGGAACAAUGUGCAGGUGAGAGUAGGAUGUUGUUGUGAUAGAUGGUGAACAAACAUUUUUUGUUUUGCACAUGUCACUUCAUGAAGAUGUAAAGAAAACUCUUUUUUCAUUUUUCUUUGUUCUUCCAUUGCAUAUGUGCAAAAGUGUACUGCUCUUGGAUUGACACAGUGCUGUAAAGUGCUGCUUUGUUUUUUUUCUUAGAUUUAUAGUGAUGAUUUAUCAGAAGUGCAUAAAAGUGUGAUGUACUUGUUGUUUUAAAUAAAACAUUAGGAUUGUUA